AUGUCACAGGUGACAGAUGCCCGCGCCCGGAACUCCGCCUCGGCAGUGCUGGACCUGCUGAGGCUUCGUCUGGGGGCCGUGCUUCGGCAGGAUCCUGCCAACUGUCUGACGGCCGCACUCGCCAAGGAAUUUUACAGCAGCACAGAAGAGCUGCAUCGCCACCGCCUCAGCUCCUCAGACGCCGUCGCAAGCAUCCUGCGACCAGCGUCCCGCUGGCUGCGGGAGAAGGUCCCUGGCGGGCCAUCCUCCCCCGCUGUCGACGCUGCCGGGCGGGGGGUCCAGGCGCUCUCCGUUAGCCUGGUGGUGUUUGGCUGCGUGCGGGUCGCGCUGGCGGCUGCCCCGCUGCCACCCAGCGCCCUGCUGGGCUUUGGCAAGGCAGCCAUGGCGGCGCUGCUGGGCUCUCGGCACAUGCUGGAGGAUGGGAUUGCUGCGGUGGCAGCGGACAGCGGCGCCCCGCAGUGGCAGGGCCAGGGGCCGGCCGAGAUGGCGUCCUGCCAGCUGCGCGUCGUGAGUGCCGUGCUCGACUUGCUGUCUGGCCACCUGCCUCGUGCGCAGCUGGAGGCAGAAGAGGCCCGUGGCACCCUCUACAGCGCCCACCACUUCGCGCUCUGGCUGCGCGCCGCCACCCGGCUGCUGCUGGAGCAGGCACAGCGGCGCGGUCCGAUCCAGGGGGACGCUCUGGAGGCGCACGCCGAGCUGUGCUCCAUGAUGAUGGCUACGCCGGAGAUGCAGCAGCGCUACCCGAUGGCCCCGGCCCGUGCAGCGCUGGGCGAGGAUGCAGACCUGCAGCAUGCCCUGGUGCGGCUGUCCCUGCGCCACUCACUGCCCGCCGCGGGCGAGGGCGCGGGCCUGCUGCCUGCGACAGCCGCCACGCGCGGCGCCCUUCGCGGCGGCCGCUCCGGCGAUGCCCAGCAGCGCUGGCAGUUCCUGGCCAACAUCUUGGUGGCGAUAGUGCACCCGCGGCUGAUGCCCGCGCUGCACGCGUACGCGCAUGGCGGCGACGGCCUGCCCUUUGUGCGGCUGGUGGUGGCACUGCUGCGGGCGGUGCCGCCGCGGUGCCCUGCGGGCGUCACCCCGGACCUCCACCUGGGCACCCCAGAGUGCCUGGCCGACCUGCUGUGCCGCGCAGCGCCCGCUUUCACCUGCGAGUGCUGCCGCGCGCGGGACGGCGGGCGGGGGCCCGACGACGCGCAUGUGCAGGAGGCGGGGUGGCUGGUGCUGCCGCUGGCGGCGCAGGCGGCGGAGGUGAUCCGCAGGGAGGCGGCGCCGCUGGGGCUGGAGCCGGGGAGCGGCGUGCAGCCUGCCGCGACGGCGGUACCGGCGGUACCGGCGGUACCUGCAACGCAGCACGAGCCUGCGGCCGCGUCAGCCUACAGCCUGUGCGACUCGUGGUCCAAGUCGCUGCGCCUGGCGUGCAAGAUAGACUACACGCGCAGCAUGCAGCAGGCGGCAGACUGGGCAGCCGCCGUGGACGCCCUACUGCCGCUGGUGCCGGUGCUGGGCGGGCUGGCGGCGCGGCCUCUGACCCAGCACCAGCAGGACGCCGUGUCGCUGCGGCUGAUGAGCGGUACCGCCCCCGCUGACCUGAUGGCGGCAGCCGUGCACAUCUGGCAGGUGGUCGGCCCGCAUGUGCUGACCUAUGUGUCCAGCCAGGCCAGCAUCCAGCGGAGCUGCCAGUUUGACGUGCCGCCGGCACACGCGGCGGCCACCGCCGCCUUGUUUCCCAAUGUGCCGGCGCUGGCGUCGCGAGCCGACCUGGCCCGCUUCGCCCGCUCCCUCUUCCAGCUGCACUCCACCUGCUGCCGCCUGGCGCACUGGGCCCUGGGGCUGGGGCCGCGGCAGCGGGGCCGCCUGCCCAGCCUGCACCUCCCCUUUGGAAGCCUGCUCGCCGGCUGCGGCAGCUGCUUCGAAGCGCUCCACUGCCUGCUGUUCGACGCCGGCGGCCAAAGGCGGCACGCAACCGACCUGGCGGCGGCAGAGGCGCACAGGCUGCUGUGUUCGGCCGCCGCUGCGCAGGUGGCGGUCGCGUCUGCGGCAGCAACCCAGCUGCCGCCUGCCGAGCUGAGGGCGGGCGUGGCGGCCGCGUGGUUUCAUCCGCUGCGCCACCUGGCCAUCGCCAUAUCGACGGCGCCGGCCGCCUGCGUUGCGCCGCUUGGCGUUGCGGCGUUGCACGCCAUGCUGCAGCAGGCUGCAGAGUACCGUACCGGCGGGGCCGAAGGCACGCCAGAAAGGGGCAGCACGCUUGCCGAGGCGGUCGGGGCACUGGCAGGGCGCCCUCAAGCGGCGGCGGCGCUCCUGGCGUCAGGCACGCUGCCCGUCUGGCAGCGAGCCGUCGAGCAAAGCGUGGCGGAGCGCGUGCCGGGCGUGGAUCGGGACUGGAGCGCGAAUACGCUGGCAACCUUCCAUUAUGCCGUGGCCGGCCUCCUGGAAUGUAUGAUCGACGAUGGUGGCCGCUUGGCGGCCGGCGCGGAGGCCAGCGCCGGCGGCCCGCCCCACGCGCUGCCCGAGGGCCUGGCGGAGGGCCUGGCUGCCGCCGGCAGGAAGCUGGCGGCGGUGUCGGACGUGAUGGAGGAGGAGGUGAGGGCCCAUCCGGAUGAUGUGGCAGCCACCUGCGCACGGCACACGCGGCAGCUGAUGCCUCUGGCCGAGGAGGUGGCAGCCCUGCUGAGCCAGCACUGGGCGGCGCCGGAGCAGGUGGCGGCGGCGCAGCUGGAGGCGGCAGAUGCGGCGGGGGCACGGCGCUGCGCGCACCUGCGCUGCCCUAAUGUGUGUGCCUCAGCCGCCCCAGCGAUCGCCCAGGCGAGCUGCGCAGCGCAGCUGAGCGCCGCAGCACAGGCCGCGGGCACUAGCGUCUCAUCCUUUUUUGUCGACCCAACCAGCCCCGCCCAGGCCUGUGUGAAGCAAGUCUGCACGGGUGACUACGCCACCUGCAGCGUGGACUCGCCGCCCAUGAGCGACCUACAGUUGGUAUUCACCGAUAAGUUUGAGGCAGAGGGGCGGUCGUUUGGGGUGGGGGCGGGGGACCCGCGCUGGACGGCAGACCGCAUGUGGUAUGCAGGCACCGACGACAUCGAGGUCUACACGCCAGAGCAGGUGGCCACAGAGGGCGGCGCAGCGGUGAUCAGUAUCGAGGGGGUGGGGCCGGGCGGCGCGUCUGCGUUCAGCCAGCAGCCCGGCGGCGUGGUGUGGAAUGUGAGCAAGGACUACAAGUCCGGGUUUGUGUCCAGCUGGAACAAGUUCUGCUUCACCGGCGGGUACAUGGAGGCUCGGGUGCAGCUGCCAGGCAACGACUUUGCCUCGGGCUUCUGGCCCGCGUUCUGGCUGAUGGGCAACCUGGGGCGCGCCGGGCACAUGGAAAGCACGGCCGGAUUCUGGCCAUACACCUACAACACGUGCGGCGGCGGUGGCGUGGGCACCGACCAGCCUGCGGGGCCCACCCCCCAGAACAUCACAGCCUGCCCCGACCCGCCCGGCUUUGACCGCCAGCGGUUCGGGCUGAAGCCGGGGGUGGGCCGGGGGGCUCCUGAGAUCGACCUGCUGGAGGUCAAGGUGGACAGCAGCAUCGGGCACAAGCCGGGGGACCCGCAGGGCGACGAGCCGGGCCAGCAGCACAAGCCCUUCAGCUCCAUCACGCUGCAGAUGCUGCAGACAGCGCCGCUGCUGGCCAACGGGACCACGUGGACCGCGACGGACGAGGAUGGGGAUGUGGUUCCGGGACCGGGACAGUACCUGCCCAAGAAUAACCUGCCAGACUGGCUUUACACGCACCUGACCUACUGGCAGGGAGAGUACGGCACAAACGUGCUGGACAGGCCCGGCAACCUGUACCAGGACUCGGUGUCUGCCUACGCGGUGCUGGAGCCAUCCUUCUGGACGUCCUACCACACCUUUGGGCUGCACUGGGUGCCUGGAGAGUAUGUGAGAUGGUACAUCGACGGCCACUUUGUGUACGAGGUGAACAAGGAGGCACUGAGGGGGCAGACCAACUCUACAGGCUAUGCGGUGGGCCCGCGCCUCAUCCCCGAGGAGGCCAUGUACAUCAUCUUCAACCUGGCGAUGUCCAACAGUUUCUCCACUGUGGACCUGGAGCAGCUGACCUUCCCAUCGCAGUACAAGGUUGACUAUGUGCGUGUGUACCAGGACCCCUCCGCCUUCAGCCUGGGCUGCAGCCCCAAGGACUACCCCACAGCGCAGUACCUGGCCUGCAACCGCGACAAGUACCUGCUGACUGCGGAGGAGGCGGGCCUCAUCUCCAGCCCCUGCCUCAACUCGGUGUCGUGCCGCCAGGAGACGGGCGUGGACCUGCAGGGCGGCCACAUCCCUGCGGGCGACGGCAACAGCUUUGUGCAGCCGCGGGCGCUGGCCACAGUGAAGCAGUGCUGCCAGGCGUGCCAGGCCAUGGCGGCGUGCGGCGCGUACGUCUACGACCCGCGAAUGCAGAUGUGCUACUUUAAGUCGUCCAGCGGCUGGACCAAGGUGCCCGCCCCGGAUGUGAUGUCGGGCCUGGUGUACGAUGCUGGUGCCAACUGGCCGCGCAGCACAGGUGGCCGCAGUCCUCCGGGGGCACCCCCACCGCGGCCAGCGCCCGGGGCCCCGCCCCCCAGCCAGGGUGGCAGCGGCGGCGGCAUCAUCAGCAAAGCCGCUGCGGCCUGGACGCCGCGGACAGGCGUGCUGCUGGUCCUGCUGUCAGCUGCUGCGCUGCUGCUCUAA
This is a messenger RNA of Chlorella variabilis, 4710 nucleotides long. RefSeq lists its product as hypothetical. Gene Ontology annotation, molecular function: glucosidase activity; protein binding. The coding region runs from base 1 to 4710 and encodes 1569 amino acids. Gene Ontology annotation, biological process: proteolysis; (1->6)-beta-D-glucan biosynthetic process. The record is from RefSeq and is a predicted model, not a curated record. NCBI's taxonomy places the organism in Eukaryota, Viridiplantae, Chlorophyta, Trebouxiophyceae, Chlorellales, Chlorellaceae. The transcript is spliced from 26 exons. Gene Ontology annotation, cellular component: plasma membrane; extracellular region; endoplasmic reticulum membrane.